This is a messenger RNA of Anarrhichthys ocellatus (wolf-eel), 2212 nucleotides long. Its product is annotated as activated RNA polymerase II transcriptional coactivator p15. The record is from RefSeq and is a predicted model, not a curated record. The coding region runs from base 132 to 509 and encodes 125 amino acids. The transcript is spliced from 5 exons. Gene Ontology annotation, biological process: positive regulation of transcription initiation by RNA polymerase II. Lineage: Eukaryota; Metazoa; Chordata; Actinopteri; Perciformes; Anarhichadidae. Gene Ontology annotation, molecular function: transcription coactivator activity; DNA binding.
GCCCCUGGCAUGUAGGCUGCUUGCGAAGGAGACGAUUGUAUUUCACGCAUGCAAGCAGACCUCGCGACGGGAAGUCAGUCGGCUUUCCGUUUCCUGUCUAGAGAUCUGCUCAACUACAUCACAUCAUCAGAAUGCCAAAAUCAAAGGAAGUGCUGUCUUCCACGUCUGGGAGUGACUCAGACAGUGAAGUAGAGACCAAGGCAAAGAGAAAGAAGUCAAGUGUACCCGAGAAACCAGCCAAGAAACCAAAGAGUGGAGAGAGUUCCAAGCCAGGUGGCUCAUCCAAGGCCAACAGUAAUGGCGACGACAACAUGUUCCAGAUUGGAAAGAUGAGGUAUGUCAGCGUGAGGGACUUCAAAGGGAAAGUCCUGGUUGACAUCAGAGAGUACUGGAUGAACCAAGAUGGAGAGAUGAAGCCGGGGAAAAAGGGUAUCUCCCUGAAUCCUGAACAAUGGAGCCAACUGAAGGACCAGAUUUCAGACAUUGAUGAAGCCAUUAAGAGAAUAUAAGCAUUCCCUUUAAUGUUACCUGUCAUACCAAUUAUGUUAAAUUAGCUAAUCAGUUUUGUAAAGCGCCUUAGAUUGAUUUCUGAUGGACUUGUUUAGUUUGUGGUUGUAUAGAUCUAGUGUCGUCCGCAUACUGUGGUGUUCUGUGUGAAACUUAAUAAAUUAAAGGUGUGUGAGGAUCAUUCUAGUCGGUGGGUAGAAUAAAGUGGUGUUUUGGUAUUGAACGAUAAAAAUAGAAAACGAGGCACUAGCUUAAUAUUGUUGUCAAUGUGUGUAAAUUUGUGUUCCCGGCUUGACUGACAUGCACAUUUUUUUGUUUGAUCUGACCUUUGUAAUACAUAGCACCCAACAUCAGUGAUUUUCAUUUGUGAAAGCCGAGUCCACUCUGUCAUGUUGUACCUGCAAGCGAUUAGAUUCAUGGUAAACCACGGGAUUAGGUUUUGAAAAUAAAUGAUAAUAUUCAACAAAAUUGGCAAAUGUAAUUAUUGAAAGCAAUAAUUACAAUUAUUGAAAGCAAUAAUUACAAUUAUUGAAAGCUGUAUUGGACUUGUGUGACCUGUAAACCAGUUCUGUCAGGUGCUGGGCCUUUGAUGCCGUGUAGCGGCCACCAGAUGGCAGCAGAGAGUAGAGGUGGUGACGGGGGUGAGUUGCAUCCCUCCGAAUGCUGAUCUGAAGAUGUCGUCCUGUUGGAGCAGGGGAAAUAUUUUCUGGGCUUCUUCUAUGACUUCAUAGAGAGCUCAUCUGUCUGCUGCCAGACAGUUGGCAUGCCAUACUGUAAUACAGUAUGACAGCACACGCUAUAAAGCAAUGGUGUAAGGACAUCAGCCUUGUUUUGUUUUUUUUACAGUAGCAGUGGAGUUAGGAGACAAAAAAAGAAAAACAAAGCACCUGCUUUUUAUAGUGCUUUCGCCUGAUUGGUGAGUUUACAACUAAGCACAUAAGUGUACGUACACCUGACGGUUGUGUUUGAUCGAUCGGUCCUCAGGAAAUGAUGUUGAAAAGCAGGGCCUUGACAUGGCGAAGAAGUCACAAUGUACAGAAGAUUGGUUUAGUGUUUUGCUCAUGUGAGGCUGAGAAUGCUCUUAGUGGUGCAGCUGAGGUUUUGCUCUUUGAGCAUCAGUUUCAAUAAAUGUGCUUCAUGUGUCAUUUUAGUGUGUUAGCGAGUGUGUUCUUUAUGAAGCAGUUACAUCCUAGUUCAGUUUGUUAGGCUCAUCCUAGACAGGUCCUUAUUUGCUAUAAAGUUAUAACACGGUUGUUAAACAAAGUUGAAGUUGUAUUUUUGAAAGUGGUAUUGUCACAGUGGAUCGUUGCACUAAUGUCCCUAUAGAACCUUAAAUUGACAUUUAGGAAGUUAGUUUACAAGGAAAGAAAGUACCUUUCCAUUAAUUGAACUCUGACUUUGGAAGUAAAUCACAAAUUUGAGUAAAAUGAAAAUGCUUUUUUAUUUUCAUCAUGCAUGGCAUUGUGGGACGACAGGGUUCAUCAACACCACACUGAAUGUAACUUACUUAUUGUACUUUUUCAAACCACAGGAAGUACUAUGUAGUAAAUUCAGCACAGAGAUGAAGGGAGGUAGAACAAAUGCUGUUAUAAUAAGCUUAUACAGAAGCUUCUUUCCAGCAGCUUAUAAUUCUAGAGGGAUGUUCCAGCCAUAAAUCAAGCCGAAAUGUAAUUGUCCUGUUACAGCAUUGUUUUGUUGUCGUACA